Molecule: messenger RNA, 1488 nt
Organism: Annulohypoxylon maeteangense
Lineage: Eukaryota; Fungi; Ascomycota; Sordariomycetes; Xylariales; Hypoxylaceae
Product: pyrimidine utilization protein A
Exons: 1
Coding region: 376-1455 (359 amino acids)
Biological process (GO): uracil catabolic process; alkanesulfonate catabolic process
Molecular function (GO): alkanesulfonate monooxygenase activity
Source: RefSeq, a predicted model, not a curated record
AGCCAGAGGUUCACGAUGCAAUAUCUCAUUUCGCCUACACCCAUCUACCAUUAUCAGUGCGGAAUCGGGUAGAUAAUCGAUCACUGCUGAUCGUCUUACGUACAUAUCUCAUGUAUCUACGGUAGGUAUAGCGCAUGCGAAUGUGAAUGUAACCACAUCAACCAGACAAGCUAAGAGCUCUUAUCUAUCACAUUGGACUUGAUGCGCGGGGUUAGCAAGGGAGUAUGCCGAAGAUCGCAAGAGUGCGCGACUGUGUUCCCUAUUGUAGGGGUACUUGCAGAGACAAUGAGGGACCUGGUAACAUUCGCAAGAUACUCAUCAGAUCACGCAAAAUUCAAAGAUCACUCUAGCAACUGAAACAGGUAUACGGAAAACAUGUCGACAGUAGACAUCGGCGUCUUCAUCCCCAUCGGCAACAACGGGUGGCUCAUAUCAACAACAGCACCGCAGUACAUGCCGAGCUUCGAGCUAAACAAGCAAAUCGUGCAGAAAGCCGAGUCGUACAACUUCGACUUCGCGCUCUCGAUGAUCAAGCUGCGCGGCUUCGGCGGCAAGAGCGAGUUCUGGGACCACAACCUGGAGUCCUUCACGCUGAUGUCCGCGCUCGCGGCCGUGACCUCGAAAAUCAAGCUAUUCGCAUCAGCCGCGAUCCUCACCUUGCCCCCGGCGAUCGUCGCGCGCAUGGCCACGACCAUCGACUCGGUGGCGCCGGGCCGCUUCGGCGUGAACAUCGUCACGGGGUGGCAGUCGGCGGAGUACGCGCAGAUGGGCCUGUGGCCCGGCGACGCGUACUUCGGGUACCGGUACGACUACGCGACCGAGUACGUGCAGGUGAUGCGCGAGCUGUGGGAGCGGGGGGCCUCGGACUUCAAGGGCACGCAUUUCACUAUGGACGACUGUAAACUCUCGCCAAGACCGAAGGACGGCGUGAAGAUUGUGGCGGCGGGGCAGUCUGGGAGGGGCAUCGAGUUUGCGUCGCAGCUUGCGGAUUACAAUUUCGCGCUGGGCGCGGGGAUUAAUACGCCGACGGCGUACGCGCAGGCUACGGCGCGCUUGGUCGAGGCGACGAAGAAGACGGGGAGGGAUGUUGGGUCGUAUGUCCUGUUUAUGGUUAUUGCGGAUGAGACGGACGAGAAGGCCCUUGAGAAGUGGAGGGUUUACAACGAGGGUGCGGAUGCGGAGGCUAUGGCUUGGAUGCGCGCGCAGUCGUCGAAGGACGUUAAGGCCGAUGCGCAUUCUACUGCGAAGAGCCUGGAGCUGCCGGAGGGCGCGGUGAAUUUGAAUAUGGGGACGCUGAUGGGGAGUUACGAGAAUGUGGCGCGCAUGCUGGAUGAGGUGGCGGGCGUGGAGGGGACGAAGGGGAUUAUGCUUACGUUUGAUGAUUUUCUUGGGGGCGUGGAGGCGUUUGGGAGGGAGAUUCAGCCGUUGAUGAAGAGUAGGCAGGGGAGGGUGUAAGGGUGUAAGGGAGAAAGGGAUGAUAUGUGAUUU